Messenger RNA from Durusdinium trenchii, 336 nucleotides. NCBI's taxonomy places the organism in Eukaryota, Dinophyceae, Suessiales, Symbiodiniaceae. The record is from the annotation of a GenBank genome assembly.
AUGCAUGUGAUCAAUUUAGGGCUGCUAUAUGGAACAAAUGCGAGCGCACUGGUGAUGCUAUGUGAAGACAAGUUCUUUGACGGCGACAAUUUCCGAGAGCAACUUGAGAGUGCAUAUGAUGACUUCAAGAGCUUCACGAAGGCAAAGAAAAUCUCCCACUCUCAGAAGAUGUUCACCCCUCGAUUGGUGGUAAAGAAAGACGGUCAACUCUUGAUGACUGGCAAAGCCUAUAACAACCGGGUCAUUGCUGAAUGGCUGCAUGACGUCGUGCAGCGAGCUCGUGGGAGUUCAACUGACCCAAGAAUGCCUCUUGCUUACCUGUGCAUGAUCCUUUGA